This is a messenger RNA of Iphiclides podalirius (scarce swallowtail), 357 nucleotides long. The record is from the annotation of a GenBank genome assembly. NCBI's taxonomy places the organism in Eukaryota, Metazoa, Arthropoda, Insecta, Lepidoptera, Papilionidae.
AUGGGUCGGGUCCGGCAGCGCGGUCGCCGCGGCGUCUGUCAGUCACUGGCGACGGUGCGGCAUCACACCGUCUACGGUCUCCAGUGGUACGGGCGUCUGUGUGCCCGCGCGUACCAUCACUGUUCUGGUACGCGGCAGUCGGUUGAUCGGUCCGGGUGCGUGGUCGGUCUGUGCGUGCGCGCAACACUGGCGGCGUGCGGUCGUACACUGAGCGGAGACGCGGGCGUCCGCCUGCAGCCACCACUCCCUCGGCUCAGCUUUGUACCGCGCCACCUAUUGCCCUCUCAGGAAUUGUCAACGUCCGAUCCUCGUUAUCACAGCUCUGGAGUAACGCGCGUCUGUUGGCUCCAGAAACGA